Messenger RNA from Prosopis cineraria, 2704 nucleotides. Its product is annotated as protein DETOXIFICATION 42. Lineage: Eukaryota; Viridiplantae; Streptophyta; Magnoliopsida; Fabales; Fabaceae. The transcript is spliced from 14 exons. Bases 787 to 2331 code for a protein of 514 amino acids. Gene Ontology annotation, cellular component: membrane. The record is from RefSeq and is a predicted model, not a curated record. Gene Ontology annotation, molecular function: antiporter activity; xenobiotic transmembrane transporter activity. Gene Ontology annotation, biological process: transmembrane transport.
GACAGGAUUUGCUGGGCUUGAGCGUAACGAUGCAGCCGUAUGGACACUUGGACACCAAACAUGCAGUCACUGCCACUACUCAUGCUUUCGAACCUCUGACUGCCGCAUGUUUUGCGUUUCAUUCCAAAUAAAUUAUAAGUUAUAACCUCAAAACGUUUUCGACUACGUGUUUUACCUGCCACACAUGGUUCGUGAGACGGGCGUGUUCUAACUCGUUUCAAAGUCGCUCCCCUUUUCAAGAACUUCAGAAUUAAAUGUUCGGAGACGCAUGCAUUCAAAGGGCGUCUCUGCUUUUGAGAGUUGAAAAUUCCCACCUUGAUAUUCCCUUCCCAGUUCGACAGUAUACUAUAUCGAAGUUCCUGAAGUGGGGCAGGGCAGCCUUGACCUCGAAAGCUUUUAAGCAGAAUUUCCUAUGAGCUUCCUUUGAAAGCGAGACACGUAAUCUUUUUUCUUCCCCUCGAGAUAGAUUCUAUGCUUUUCUAAGCAGGGUGAAUAAAUGCGCCUCCUUUUUUGUCCCAACUUUCUCUGCUACUGUUAAUAAACUAUUCUUUGACAUAUUCGAUCAUGCUUUGGUUUUUUUCCCCUGGCGGGUGUUUCACGACACAAAUACGGGGAAUAUAAUCAGGCCUAUAAUCUCUUAUUCAAGUGUUUAGCAUUCAUCAUGUGGCCAUUGCGUUGGCAGGAAUUGAGUUUGUGUUCCUUUCAUUUGCCAACGGGGAUCCAAUAACCCUGCGUGUUAUCACCUACUCCUAAUAAAAGCAAAACAGUGAACAUCGCCUUUUGGAUAUGGAUGAGAGGGGUAACUUAUUUUCGCCUGGAGAUGGGAGGAGAAUGCUAAUUUUCAAUUUCUUCAAGGAUGCCAGACUAGUUUUCAAAUCUGACAAUCUUGGUCGAGAAAUAUCGUCCAUCGCAUUGCCUGCAGCCCUGGCUUUGACAGCAGACCCUAUUGCUUCACUGGUUGAUACUGCAUUUAUUGGCCAAAUAGGUCCUGUGGAGCUCGCUGCUGUAGGUGUUUCCAUAGCAUUAUUCAACCAAGUAUCAAGGAUUGCGAUAUUCCCACUUGUCAGUGUCACGACUUCUUUUGUGGCUGAGGAAGAUACUCUCGGUGGGGUGAGUUCUCAUGUGGAAAAUGAUAACUUGGAAGAAGGUGCACCUAUGGAUGCUGAAACCAAAGAGUUUAUACCACAAAAAGAUACAUGUGCAGAUGUUCAUGACUCAGAUUUGGUUGGUGGCAGCUUUAAUAUAGUUAAAGCAGAGCAUAAGAGAAGGAAUAUCCCUUCAGCUUCAUCAGCUCUUGUUAUUGGUGGCGUUCUUGGCAUUAUCCAAGCAAUAUUCCUCAUUUCUGCUGCAAAACCUUUGAUGAAUUUCAUGGGAGUAAAAUCCGACUCCCCUAUGCUAAACCCAGCUCAGCAGUACCUGACAUUGAGGUCCCUUGGUGCUCCUGCUGUGCUUCUUUCAUUAGCUAUGCAGGGAGUCUUUCGAGGAUUUAAAGACACUAGAACUCCUUUAUUUGCUACAGUGGCUGGAGAUCUUACCAACAUAGCACUAGAUCCUAUAUUCAUGUUUGUAUUCCGCCUGGGUGUCAGUGGUGCAGCAAUUGCCCAUGUUAUAUCUCAGUACCUAAUUUCAGUCAUACUCCUGUGGAGAUUGAUUGGACAAGUUGAUCUUAUCCCUCCUUCCAUGAAGCAUCUACAGUUUGAUCGAUUUCUUAAAAACGGUUUUCUAUUAUUAAUGAGAGUCAUUGCUGUUACAUUCUGUGUGACACUUUCUGCAUCACUAGCUGCACGGCAAGGGUCAACAUCCAUGGCUGCAUUUCAAGUCUGCUUGCAGGUUUGGUUGUCAACAUCUCUUCUUGCUGAUGGUCUGGCCGUUGCUGGGCAGGCAAUCCUUGCUGGUGCAUUUGCUAAUAAGGAUCACGACAGGGCUAUAGCAACUGCAACCCGAGUGCUACAGAUGGGCUUGGUUCUGGGAUUGGGGCUUGCAAUUUUCCUCGGAACAGGGCUGCAUUUUGGAGCUAAACUAUUUACGAAAGAUAUUAAUGUCCUCCACCUUAUCAGCAUUGGAACUCCGUUUGUUGUGGCCACUCAACCCAUCAAUUCUUUGGCGUUUGUAUCUGAUGGAGUUAACUUUGGGGCUUCUGACUUUGCCUAUUCAGCCUUCUCAAUGGUUGUGGUGGCAAUUGUCAGCAUCGGUUUUCUACUCAUGUUGUCCUCUGCUGGUGGCUUCAUUGGUAUCUGGGUUGCUUUGACCCUUUAUAUGAGUCUCAGGGCAUUUGCUGGCUUCUUGAGGAUUGGAACGGGAUCAGGGCCUUGGGGCUUCCUUAGGAGCUGAAGGUUCCAUCAUCACAGCUUGAUACAUGACCCCCUUGGGCACGAAAGUUUUCUGGGGUUGUGUAAUGUAUCAGGUGUAUUCUUUUGAAGGAAUCGUGCCAUGUACACUGGAAUAAUCUGCUCAUCCUGGAGAAUAUGUACAGAAAUGACCCCAACUAUGCCUUAGAGAGAUUUAUGAAAUAUAUGAUCAAGCUCAUGAGGUUCAAGGUCGUUGAUGUCACCGAGUCCGCACCUUAUUUUUCCUUGGUACGAGGGAUGUUGUUAUGUUGAGUGUGAGACAGCGGGUCAAAGUAUGUAUCAUGGGUCUGGGUUGUUCAAUUCAAGGCGCAGUAACUACAUUGGACCCAAUUCUAUACAAGUCCAUAUUAACAUUA